This is a messenger RNA of Akanthomyces muscarius, 2469 nucleotides long. RefSeq lists its product as uncharacterized. The record is from RefSeq and is a predicted model, not a curated record. The coding region runs from base 1 to 2469 and encodes 822 amino acids. The transcript is spliced from 4 exons. NCBI's taxonomy places the organism in Eukaryota, Fungi, Ascomycota, Sordariomycetes, Hypocreales, Cordycipitaceae.
AUGGCAGACACCGAAAAAUACUUCACAUACGACGGGCGCCUCGCGUCUUUCCGUAAAACCACCAAGAAGCGCGGGUCUACCAUUGGACGCGGCGGCAAACCACUAAACUGGCCGCACAAGCAAAUCACACCUGCGAGCCUCGCAAAAGCAGGAUUCUACUUCAACCCGAACCCUGACAACCCCGACAACUGCACAUGCUUUCUCUGCCAAAAGGGUCUCGACGGCUGGGAGGCCGGCGAUGACCCCUUGGUAGAACAUUUGACCCACGCAUCCCAGUGUGGCUGGGCUGUCGUCACGGCCAUCGAGGCUGAGAUUGAAGAAUACUCGAAGCAGGACCCAACGCUGCCUCGCAUGGUGGAGGCCCGAGAAGCUACUUUUGGCACCAGAUGGCCACACGAAGGCAAGAAGGGAUGGCAGUGCAAAACAAAGCAGCUUGUUGAGUCAGGAUGGGUCUACACGCCGACUGACGAGUCCGAUGACAUGGCAACAUGCAUGUAUUGCCAACUGGCACUGGAUGGCUGGGAACCUGAAGACAAGCCCUAUGACGAGCAUUACAAGCGCUCUCCAAACUGCGCCUUCUUUGUUCUCACGAGUGAGCCCGAGCCCGAGCCGGCACCGAAAAAGACCGCUCGCGGCAAGGCAGCUAGAGGGUCGAAAGUAUCACGAGCAUCAACACAAUCAGUGCAGUCUGUUUCCACAGCCGCCUCCGAAGCCAUCGCGGUUGAUGAGACAGCCGAGCCCGAAGAUAGUGUCCUCACCACCGUGUCAAUGGCUCAAGGCAAAAAACCUCGGGCGAAGAAGGGCGCUGCCAAGACUGCCAAGGGUGGCCGAAAGAAGACCAAAAAGGAGACUACCCCUGUUGACGAUGCCAGCGAAGCCGGUGACGAGAGCGAAGUCAUCAGCCAGCCACCUCCCGCCAAAUCAACGCGCGGCCGAAAGCGAGGGAGCGAGGCAGUCGACGAUUCCAUGAUGAGCACAGCCAGUGCACCAGCGACGAAGAAGAGAGCAACGAAAACACGGGCUAGCGCGGCCGAGUCAUCUAUUGCAUCCGAGGCCACAGCUGUGCCUGAUGAUCCAACACCCGUCACUGCCGCUACCAAGGUCAAGGGUGGUCGGCAGUCCAAAACUCGCCAGGUUUCUGCUGCAGUAUCUGUGGCAAACACUUCUAUAGCUUCACUGCGUGCCACACCAGAAGCCUUCCCGGAUGAUGACGAAAUUGAGAGACAAUUGGAGGCGGACCUCGAGCGCCAGCUUACUGAGGACGAGUUUGUGUACGAAUAUCGACGUCCGUCAGCUCAGCCGGAAACGAAGCCAGCCGACGAGACGACAAAGAAGUCGACCGCCUUCAGAAUGCUUGAUCCGGAACCCUCGGAAGCAGACGAGGCCGAAGUCGAUGAUGAGCUCCAGGCACUCCAAACUGAAAUGGAGGUCGAUGAGCCAGAAAAGGAGUUGAAAGUCGCCAAGAAAGGUCAAAAGGGUCGCAAGGCAACUGGUACACGGAAAGCCUCGAAGCAGGCCAAACCGAAAAAAGUAAAGGAGCCCUCUCCUUCUCCCUCUCCUCCCCCUCCAACUCCACCCGCUGUUCAAUCCAUGGAAAUCGAAAUUGAAGAGCAAGAUGACCAGAGUGUUGUUAGCACUGAUACCGUCGUGAGAAAUGCCGACUCUGUUAAUUCGAUGACUGAGAAGCGUGGCGGGGAACGAAGUAGGAAAUCAUCCAUUGCUUCUGAAGACUCGGUUGAUAUGGUCACCUACGUGGAGCCUGAGGAGACUCCUGUCAAAGGUGCAAGUGGACGGGUUGGCGCGGACGAGGAGCUGCCAGAGCCCUCACCAACACCGUCGCCUGGUCCUGACGCUCAAUUGACGAGCGAAGCACACUAUGCAGCAGAGAUGAAUGACGACGAUCUUCUCGCUGCGGAUGACGAUAUGGAGAUUGCAGAGGACCCUAUCGAGGCUGCGACCUCGCCGGUAGCAACGUCUGUGAUAGAGCCACCGUCUACGCCUGGCGACAUGAUAUCGCCCGCUCCAUCUGCCAAGCAAGCAGCACUCUCGCCUUCACAGUCGCCUCAGUCAUCUGACGCAGAAAACCAACCACCAUCUUCGAGGCCUAGCGCAUCGGCGAAGCGUAUUGCUUUGGCACCACUGGCCGCUACACCCUCGCGGAUGUCGCCCUCGAAGCGCAACGUCAUUGCGGGGCUACAGAGUACGACGCCAUGGUCACCAGCCAAUCUGGAUGCUAUCUUUGGCACUCCAAAGGCAGGCGCUGACAAGGAGAAUGGUGUGGAACGGCUGCUCAAACAAGGCCAGGAAUUGAGCAGCCCGGAAAAGCAGAUGACUGUGGAAGAGUGGAUUCAGUUCAACGCAGGGGAGGCUGAGAAGAAGCUCAAGCACGAAUGUGAACGAAUGGUCAGUUUGUUUGAGAGCGAAGGCACGAGAGCUAUGAACGUGCUCGAGGGCUUGGCCGUCGAGUAA